AUGUGUUUACCUACAGAAAUCUACAUGAUACCGAGCCCUCAAGUUGCGAAAAAGUAUAGAAUUAAACAUAUGAUGACGCCCAUGGAUUUCUUCUACCAGUUUGGAUUGCUUAUCGGUAUAUGUUCUCUCAUUAAUCAAGGCUCUGCAUCUUCAAUUUUCCCAAAGCCUGGAGAUCCCGGAGCGAUAUACAAUGAUUUUAUUUGUGGUGGAAAUUACUUCAGUAUCAGUGCUGUGAUGAAGAAUCACCGAAUAGCUUGCGAUAGCCUGCAUAAUGCAGAACCUGGCGAAGUCUUUCCAGCCCACUUAACAGACACUCAGUUGUUUAGUCCCAACGUCAUUCCACUGUUUACGUGGCCCAUUAUCUCUGAAGAUAGAACUUUCAAAUCUAGUAGUUUUUUUGAAGUGCAACCAGGAAAUUUGCGCCUUGUUAUCGACUUGAACUGCAAUUUCUUAGGUCUUAUCAACUAUCACAAUGAAAAAGCUGAAAGAUGUCUUGAAUUUUCAAGAAAAAAAUAUGGAACCAGGGGCCAAGCCUUGGAAUACUACGCAGGCUACAAAUGCUCUGAUGUUGUGUUUAGAGCUGCAUAUGUCCGGGAAUCUGUUACAUCAGCUCAUAAUAACCUAAUUAAAAAAAAAGGCAUUCGCUUUCCCGAACUAUUUUAUUUACAAUCCUUAGAAAAACGCGUCUACAUAUUUCCUCUUCUUAAAGAUCAUAGCAUCUUCCAGAAUCAAGGAAGAGAGAAAAAAUUCCAAAAGUAUUUAGUUGUAUUUUCUAAAAGUUUUGAAAUUCUGCAAGUCAUUGAUAGAUCUUUUAAUGAUGAUAAAAUAUGUAAAAUGUUUAGCGGAACGAUUGUGUCUCCUCGUCACCGCAUCGAGGCCUUGAGUACACAACAAAUUGUAGACAAAGCUGACAGUGAAAAGUUUGAUUGUAAUGGACAAAUCUUUGGAGGAAACUUUAUUUCAGUGAACAAAGAAAAAGCAAAAAACGCUUAUUACUCUAGAAGCGAUAGACGUCUUAAACAAUACAGGUUUCCAUCUCCAAUCGAAAAGGAAUCCGCAAACAUUCCAAGUAGAGCGUGGAUGUGGCCUCUUCGUAUUCCAGAGACAUCUCAGCGAAAAUCCAAAUCCACCACCAGUUACCAGCUAAUAUUUGGGGAAGAUCAUGAAUUUCUCGGGGUAUAUCACUUUUCAGGAACCACAUAUGUUAGGUGCUCUAAUGGAAACAACCCAGAAUACCAAAGAGGUAGAGGAUCAAGAUUCCCCAUUGACCUAAAUAUAUCUGCCGAAGAGGAUCAUUCAUCACCCAACACCGAUUGA
This is a messenger RNA of Blumeria graminis f. sp. triticale, 1317 nucleotides long. The record is from the annotation of a GenBank genome assembly. Lineage: Eukaryota; Fungi; Ascomycota; Leotiomycetes; Helotiales; Erysiphaceae.